AUGUCAUCUCAGACUAAAUUCAAGAAGGACAAGGAGAUUAUCGCUGAGUACGAAACUCAAGUGAAGGAGAUCCGUAACCAGCUGGUGGAGCAGUUUAAGUGUCUGGAACAGCAGUCGGAGUCCCGGAUCCAGCUCCUGCAGGACUUGCAGGAGUUUUUUCGACGCAAGGCCGAGAUCCAGCUGGAGUAUUCCCGCAGCCUGGAGAAACUGGCCGAGAGGUUCUCCUCCAAGAUCCGCAGCUCCAGAGAACACCAGCAGUUCAAGAAAGACCAGCAUCUCCUGUCUUCAGUCAACUGUUGGUACCUCCUUCUGAACCAGACCCGCAGAGAGAGCCGGGACCACGCCACACUCAACGACAUCUACGUCAACAAUGUCAUCGUCCGCCUGGCCCAGAUCAGCGAGGAUGUUAUCAGGCUCUUCAAAAAGAGUAAAGAGAUUGGGAUUCAGAUGCAUGAGGAGCUGGUCAAGGUGACGAAUGAACUGUACACGGUGAUGAAGACCUACCACAUGUACCACACGGAGAGCAUCAGCGCUGAGAGUAAGCUGAAAGACGCGGAGAAACAGGAGGAGAAGCAGUUCAGCAAGUCCGGCGACAUCAAUGUUAACCUCCUGCGCCAGGAGGACCGACCUCAGCGACGCAGCUCCGUCAGGAAGAUCGAGAAGAUGAAGGAGAAGAGACAAGCCAAGUAUUCUGAGAACAAGCUGAAAUGCACGAAAGCUCGCAACGACUAUUUGUUGAACCUGGCUGCGACGAACGCUGUGGUUGCGAAAUACUACAUCCACGACGUCUCCGACAUGAUCGAUUGCUGUGACCUUGGGUACCACGCCAGCUUGGCACGGACCCUCAGGACGUACCUGUCGGCCGAGUACAACCUGGAGACGUCGCGCCACGAGGGUCUGGACAUCAUCGAGAACGCCGUGGACAACCUGGAUGCCCGCAGCGACAAGCUCAAACUCAUGGACAUGCACAAUCAGGUCUUCUGUCCUCCAAUGCGCUUCGAGUACCUGCCCCACAUGGGAGAUGAGGUGUGCCAGGUUAGCGCCCAGCAGCCUGUGCAAACGGAGCUUCUGAUGCGAUACCACCAGCUGCAGUCUCGCCUUGCCACGCUCAAGAUCGAAAACGAGGAGGUGCGGAAAACUCUGGACGCCACGAUGCAGACCUUGCAGGACAUGUUGACGGUGGAGGACUUCGACGUGUCCGACGCCUUCCAGCACAGUCGCUCCACCGAAUCCAUCAAGUCAGUGGCUACGGAGAGCUACAUGAGCAAACUCAACAUCGCCAAGAGAAGAGCCAACCAGCAGGAGACGGAGGUUUUCUACUUCACCAAAUUCAAGGAGUACCUGAACGGUAGUAACCUCAUCAUCAAACUCCAGGCCAAGCACGACCUGCUGAAGCAGACGCUGGGAGAGGGAGAAAGAGCUGAGUGUGGAACCACGAGGCCUCCCACCCUUCCCCCUAAACCACAGAAACUGCGGAAACCUCGGCCCCGUUCAGUCUAUAACCAUAAGCUGUUUAAUGGCAAUAUGGAAGCCUUCAUCAAGGAUUCGGGUCAGCCUAUUCCACUCGUGGUAGAGAGCUGCGUUCGCUACAUUAAUCUGUAUGGUCUGCAGCAGCAGGGUAUCUUUAGAGUGCCAGGAUCCCAGGUUGAAGUCAAUGAUAUUAAAAAUUCUUUUGAGAGAGGUGAAGAUCCUCUGAUUGAUGACCAGACUGAUCAUGACAUUAAUUCAGUGGCAGGGGUUCUGAAACUGUACUUCAGGGGUCUGGAGAACCCGCUGUUCCCUAAAGAACGCUUCCUAGACCUAAUUUCCACUAUCAAGCUGGAGUCGUCUGCGGAGAGGGCCCAUCACAUCCAGCAGAUCAUCAUCACUCUUCCUCGUACCAUCAUCAUCGUCAUGAGAUACCUGUUUGCAUUCCUCAACCAUCUGUCUCAGUACAGUGACGAAAACAUGAUGGACCCCUAUAACCUGGCCAUCUGCUUUGGCCCCACGCUGAUGCCCAUCCCCGACGGGCAAGACCCCGUGGCGUGCCAGGCCCACGUCAACGAGGUCAUUAAAACCAUCAUUAUCCACCAUGAGCUCAUCUUCCCCAGCCCGCGGGAACUGGAGGGCCCCGUUUACGAGAAGUGCAUGACUGGGGGAGAAGAAUACUGUGAUAGUCCGCACAGCGAACCUGGAACCAUGGACGAGGCUGACAAUGGCACCGAACCCCACACCAGUGAUGACGAGGUGGAACAGAUUGAGGCCAUAGCGAAGUUUGACUACGCGGGCCGUACCCCUCGUGAGCUGUCCUUUAAGAAAGGCGCGUCCCUGCUGCUCUACCACCGCGCCUCCGAGGACUGGUGGGAGGGCAGGCAUAACGGGGUGGAUGGGCUCAUCCCCCACCAGUACAUCGUGGUCCAAGACCUGGAUGAUGCGUUCUCAGACAGUCUGAGUCAGAAGGCGGACAGUGAGGCUAGCAGUGGGCCUCUGCUGGAUGAUAAGGGCUCGUCUAAGAAUGACCUGCAGUCUCCGUGUGAGCACUCUGCUGACUACAGCUUCGGAGGAGUGAUGGGGAGGGUAAGGUUGCGGUCCGACGGGGCGGCCAUCCCCCGUCGACGGAGCGGCGCGGACACGCACAGCCCGCCGCGGGGCACCGACACUCCCCCGCGGGCCGCCGCCUGUCCCAGCAGCCCCCACAAAGUGCCCAUCAGCCGGGGGGGCGCUCGCAUCGAGAGUCCGGAGAAGAGGCGCCUGGGAACAUUCGGCAGUGCGGGGAGCAUCAAUUACCCGGAGAGGAAAGGGUAUCCGGAGGGCCACCCGCUCCGGCCGGGCCCCGGGACCACACGCCACAGCAGCCUGGGAGACCACAAGUCGCUGGAGACGGAGGCGCUGGCCGAGGACAUCGAAAAGACCAUGACCACGGCACUGCACGAGUUACGGGAGCUGGAGCGCCAGAACACGGCCAAACAGGCUCCGGACGUGGUUCUGGACACGCUAGAACCCAUGAAGAACCCGGUGAGCUCGGAACCGGCCAGCCCACUGCACACCAUCAUGAUCCGCGACCCGGACGCCGCCAUGCGGCGGAGCAGCAGCUCCAGCACCGAGAUGAUGACCACCUUCAAGCCGGCUCUCUCCGCCCGUAUGGCCGGGUCCCAGCUACGACCUCCGCCCAUGAGGCCUGUGCGACCUCCGCCCACUCAGCACCGCACCAGUAGCUCCAGUUCCUCGGGCGUGGGCAGCCCCGCCGUCACCCCGACCGAGAAGAUCUUUCCCAACAACAACAACGCCAGCUCCGCGGCCUCCGCCGCCACUGGCUCCUCCUCCACCGGGAGCGAGAAACCGGGCAGUAUGUAGCCGGGCGCGACGGCUCUGCCCCACGCCAGAGGGAGAACAGCACUGUCGACCGCUGCUCCUGGAGGAGGAGAGAGAUGGAGAGAGACAGAGACUACGCUGAUGAUGGCCAGAUUUAGGGAGUUUGCUUCA
Messenger RNA from Chanos chanos (milkfish), 3462 nucleotides. It is a transcript of the gene srgap3, whose product is annotated as SLIT-ROBO Rho GTPase activating protein 3. The transcript is spliced from 22 exons. The coding region runs from base 1 to 3333 and encodes 1110 amino acids. Gene Ontology annotation, molecular function: protein binding. NCBI's taxonomy places the organism in Eukaryota, Metazoa, Chordata, Actinopteri, Gonorynchiformes, Chanidae. The record is from RefSeq and is a predicted model, not a curated record. Gene Ontology annotation, biological process: signal transduction.